Messenger RNA from Bipolaris maydis ATCC 48331, 1154 nucleotides. Lineage: Eukaryota; Fungi; Ascomycota; Dothideomycetes; Pleosporales; Pleosporaceae. The record is from RefSeq and is a predicted model, not a curated record.
AACUAUGGUCAUGAUGCGUUUUCCGAAACAGUCAUGCGAACUUUUCUCCACCACCAUCGAGCGCAGAGUGGGCAACGACUCCUUUGUCACGCAAUACAUCAAUCGCCUCGUUUGUCUCUAAUUUCAUCGCCUCUCAUUGAGCUCAUAUCACUAUGAAACGGGCCACCAUUGUGGGAGUGAUUUGUUUGUCUGCUCCUACAAUACCAGAGUUUCACCUCACCGGCUACGCAAUCAGGAACUCACAAGCGAAAUCUUAGGACUGAGCUGCACGGCAGAAAAUACGAUAACACUCUACUGAAGUUGUAUCUUGGUUUACAACUCUCCAGCUCAUAUAACACCACACGACGACUAAUUACGACUAACGACGAACUUUGCCUUCCGCGUACAAUCCUGAAAAAGGAAAACGAAUAAACCGUUCGACGAGCUCCAAAUGACCCAAAAUCCAAAACGAGCGCUUACAGCAUCUGCGUAUCAGCAACUCGCUCCGCCUACAUACUACCGCACUGGACCCUACCCACCAAAUGUGUCACACGGAAUGCAAAUACCACAACUCAGACAUGCUACACAGCCACUGAUUACCAGUCGACCUGCUGAUAUUGGGAUGGGUGCGCAAAUCACAACGAGGGAUGAUAGGGCUAUCAGCAAAACGUGGCAUGACGAGUGGGAUACUGAGCCUAGACCAUUCGGUCCUAGAAGGCCGUUGGCGCUGCUCAACCAGCCUGUGCAAAUCAAUCUUCGAACACAUCCUCGCAACGCCAAGCGUGUCUACCUCAAUCACUGGGAUCGCCAACACGAACCGAACGGCACUACUGCACAACGGCUGGUAAUACAAAAGAAGCAGGACAGGAUGGAAAGGCGUACUAUGUUACUAAGAGCUGAGCAACAAGAAGAAAGGCGCAGAGAAGUGAAGCAGGCGGCAAUGAAUGCGGAUGUGGUCGAUCUUACCGGAGAUAGCACAUCAAAUGAAAAGGGCCCGUGGAGACAUGACUCUGUCGGACAUGCGAGACGAUUCACACCUGGGGUCAUUCAUGGCAACUAUAGGUCACAGUGCUGUCCGCGUUUGUCUCUGCAAAUGAGCGAGAUGUAUGUAGUCGGGCUUGGGAUGAGAGCCUUCAGUUAAGUGCAGUUUCCUCUUUCACGAACAUGCAAACAUU